AUAGCCCAGGAUAUAUACGAGCUCAAAAUAAAAAUGCCGAAUGAAAAGGUCGACUUAAUUCUUAGGGGUUUCAAGCUAAAUUGGAUGAACUUAAGGGAUGCGGAGAGCGGGAAAAUUCUAUGGCAAAGUACUGAUGAUUUUUCAGUUCCAGGAAAAGAGCAUCAAGCUAUGGUACCCAAGAAAAUUCUGCGUUGCAAAGCAGUUUCCAGGGAAAUAAAUUUUUCGUCAUCAGAAGCUCUACAAAAGUUUUGGCUGGAGCAAAAGGUGUUCUUCAAAGACCAACCAGUGGAGGAUAACACGUUUAUUUGCCCAAGUAGCACGAGUGCCCCUUUGAGCGUACCAAAUGUAUACUCCUGA
Echinostoma caproni is the source of this 357-nucleotide messenger RNA. Lineage: Eukaryota; Metazoa; Platyhelminthes; Trematoda; Plagiorchiida; Echinostomatidae. The record is from the annotation of a GenBank genome assembly.